GAAGUCAUCGUCAGUAAAACAACAACGCGCCAAAUUUGUGCAAAAUUCUCUGUUGUCGCAGACGCAAGACACAUGAAAAAAAAGUUUGUGCUAAAAUAUUUGGAAAACGCUGCUGCUCGAGCAUGGCUGUGCCUUUUGUGCAAGACUGGGACCUUGUUCAGACGCUGGGAGAAGGAGCCUACGGAGAGGUGAGGCUGCUGGUGAACCGACAGACGGAGGAGGCGGUCGCCGUGAAGGUGAUCGACACGUCUCAGGCUAAAGAGUGUGCAGAAAACGUCAAGAAGGAGGUCUGCGUCCAUAAAAUGCUCAACCACGCCAACAUCGUGCGUUUCUUCGGCCAUCGGAAGGAAGGUACGACGAUGUAUCUGUUCCUGGAGUACUGCACCGGAGGAGAGCUGUUCGACCGCAUCGAGCCUGAUUUGGGGAUGGUGGAGAAAGAAGCUCAUCGACUUUUCCAGCAGCUAAUCGCGGCGGUGGAAUACCUCCACGGCGUUGGCAUCACACACAGAGACAUAAAGCCAGAGAACAUCCUGCUGGAUGACAAAGAUAACCUCAAGCUGACAGACUUUGGCCUGGCCACCAUGUUUCGUUUCAAAGGACGAGAGCGUCGUCUGAGUCGUCUCUGUGGGACUCUUCCGUACGUGGCCCCGGAGCUCCUCGGCCAGGCCGAGUACAAAGCUCAGCCUGCAGAUCUCUGGGCGUGUGGGAUUGUCCUCACUGCCAUGCUGGCUGGAGAGUUGCCAUGGGAUCAGCCGACUGUGAGCUGUCAGGAGUAUUCAGACUGGCUUCAGAAGAAAUCAUACCUUUCUCCUUGGAAGAAAAUACAACCAAUGCCUCUAAGUUUGUUGUCCAAGUUACUGCUGGCCAGUCCAGACGCACGCCUCACCAUCGCCGACAUACAGAAAGACCGCUGGUUCACUCAAGGUGUAAAGCAAGCGCCUCCGGGCUCCAGAGGAAACAAACUUCUCCGCUCGGACGUGGGACUCGCGUCGCACACAAACAGCGACGACAGGAUGCAGUUUUCCAGCUCUCAGCCGGAUUUUGCGGCAGGUGGCUGGGAAGCCAUGUUGAUCAUCGGCCAGAGCGAGGGCCAAGUCAGCUUCUCCCAGCCGACCAAGCCGGAGCACAUGCUGCUGGGUAGUCAGCUGCUGGGCACGCCGGGGGCCAGUCAGUCGCAGUGGCAGCGGUUGGUGCGGCGGAUGACUCGAUUCUUCACCACGGUGAACGCCGACGUCUCCUUGUCCGCCCUGAAAGACGCCUGUGACAGCCUGGCGCUCGGCUUCAAGCUCACCUGCACCAAUCAGGUGACCUUGAGCACGCUGGACAAACGCAAUAACAAACUCAUCUUCAAAGUCCACCUGCUGGAGAUGAACCGCCGAGUGCUGCUGGACUUCAGGCUGUCGAAGGGCGACGGUCUGGAGUUCAAGCGUCUGUUUGUGAAAAUAAAGCAGAAGCUCGUCGACAUCAUCAGCACCCAGAAGAUUUUACCGCCCGUCGUCUGAGAGAACCUCGACGUGGACCUGCAGAACCUGCAGAACCUGCAGAACCUGUUCUACUGACGUUUUAAAUGUUUCCUUCAGUUCUCGUCGUCUUUGUGUGUUUUCUUGCACUUCUAUUCUUGUGAGGACCGAUUCAGUGUUCAGUGGUACGCACACAUCGUGUGUGUGUGUGUGUGUGUGUGUGUGUGUGUGUGUGUGUGUGUGUGUGUGUGUGUGUGUGUGUGUGUGUGUGUGUGUGUGUGUGUGUGUGUGUGUGUGUGUGUGUGUGUGUGUGUGUGUGUGAUUUGUUCUGAUUGUUUAACAUGAUACAAGUCUUGAAUAAAUUAUAUUUAAUAAAUAACGUUGUAUGCUAAAUGUUUUUUUCAAUAGAUUAUACAUUUACACUACCGGUCAAAAGCUUUAGAACACCGACAUUUCUCCCAGUUUUUAUUGAAAUGUGCACUUUCUCAAUGUACUCUGAAAUUAAAGCAUAGAACAAAUAAACAAUUGGAAAUAAAUAAA
Molecule: messenger RNA, 2000 nt
Organism: Pseudoliparis swirei
Lineage: Eukaryota; Metazoa; Chordata; Actinopteri; Perciformes; Liparidae
Gene: chek1
Product: checkpoint kinase 1
Exons: 14
Coding region: 123-1502 (459 amino acids)
Biological process (GO): DNA damage checkpoint signaling; protein phosphorylation; microtubule cytoskeleton organization
Cellular component (GO): cytoplasm
Molecular function (GO): tau-protein kinase activity; ATP binding; protein serine/threonine kinase activity
Source: RefSeq, a predicted model, not a curated record